Molecule: messenger RNA, 996 nt
Organism: Fusarium keratoplasticum
Lineage: Eukaryota; Fungi; Ascomycota; Sordariomycetes; Hypocreales; Nectriaceae
Product: Histidinol dehydrogenase
Exons: 4
Coding region: 1-996 (331 amino acids)
Biological process (GO): L-histidine biosynthetic process
Cellular component (GO): cytoplasm
Molecular function (GO): NAD binding; metal ion binding; histidinol dehydrogenase activity
Source: RefSeq, a predicted model, not a curated record
AUGGCCCCCCAACACCUCAAAGAAACGGGCGUGGUCCGGGACAUCAGAGCGAAGGGCGGCAAAGCAGUGAGGACUUACUCGGGCAAGUUUGACAAAUGGCCUCCCGCAUCCUUCAAGCUGUCCGACAGCCAGAUCCGAGACUGUAUUGCCCAAGUCCCCCUCCAGACCAUCAAAGACAUCAAGACGGCACAGGAGAAUGUGCGCAAGUUCGCCGAAGUUCAGCGUGCCUCUACUCACAUCUGCACAUACGACCAUUUCCGCAGCCAAAGUCGCCGGGGUGAAGCAAGCCAUUGCCUGCACGCCACCCAUCCAAGAGAAACUUCCAAAUGCCACUAUCGCCGCUGCUCAUUUGUGGUAGCCGAUGAGAUCUUUGUCAUUGGCGGCAUGCAAGCUAUCGCUGCCAUGGCCACUGGCACAGAGACGAUCAAAAAGGUUGACUUUAUUGCCGGGCCUGAGAAUGCCUUUGUCGCUGAGACGAAGCGACUCCUCUUUGGAGAGACUGGAAUAGACCUGGUUGCUGGCCCGACUGAAGUGUUCAUCGUGGCUGAUGAAGCUGCUGACCUCUUCACGGUGGCGACUGGCAUGCUGUCACAGGCUGAAUAUGGGCCCGAUACUCCAGAGGUCUUGAUCACAACGUCGGAAAAGAUGGCACCCGAGACCAUCAAGAUUAUCAACAAGCUUCUGGAGACCCUGCCUACUUCCGAGCUAGCUGAGAGGCGCUCGAAAAGAUAUCAAACUAUGAAUGGUGCGCUCUUCCUUGGCGAAAAGACGUGCAUGUACUACGGCGAUAAGGGCAUCGGUACCAACCACGUCCUGCCAACACGAAAGGCGGGCAACUACACCGGUGGUCUCUGGGUGGGCAAGUUCCUCAAGACACAGAUGUACCAAGAGAUUGUGGACGAAAAGGCAAGCGGCGAGAUGGGCAGGCUCUGUGGGAGGUGUUCGAGGGCCGAGAACUUUGAAGGACUUGCCGGGUCUGGCGACCUGAGGGCGUAA